UGCAAAAGCUAAACUUUGUUAUUAAUUAAUUAAUAAUUCAUGCUUAAUAUAAUAAUACUUGUGCAAAACCUGAGCUGGUUUCCAUUACCAAAUUGUUGUAAUGAGACAGUUUUUUUUUUUUUUUUCUGAUUGUGGUGGGGAAUCACUUCUACCACAAAAGGCAAAGGAUAGAAGUAUUAUAAGAGAUGAAUUUCGUGCCAUUCUCUUCUCUUUCCUACCUUCUAUCGAUCAUUAUUCAUCCUCGAUCUCCCGACAACAAAAAACACUCAAAAUAUACAUCAUGGAAAUUGUUACUUCAUGUGUUAGUUCAAUUUCUGAAAUUAUUUUCAGCCGCUUGUUCAAAGCAGCAGGCCGUCAGAUUGGCUACCUGCUUAACUACAAUGACAACAUCGAAGCAUUACGAAAUCAAGCUCAGCAACUCAAGGGUACCAGAGACAGCAUGCAAUUGAGAAUUCAUGCUGCUGAAAGAAACAGAGAAAUUAUCUUACCUGAUGUCCAAACCUGGAUAUCUAAAGUUGAUGAUGUCUCUGCAGAAGCAGAAAAGUUUUUUGAAGAUGAAGGCAACGUGAACAAGAUGUGCUUCAAAGGGUGGUGCAUUAAUGUCCGAUCACGUUACCGGUUCAGCAACGUGGCAAAGCAGAAGAUAACGGUGAUCACUCAGCUCCAAGAAGGUGGAACAUUUCAAGCUAUAUCUCAGCCUGCUCUUCCCCCUUCAAGCAUUAUCGUUCCAACUGUUGGAUUUUCUGGAAUUUUUGAAUCCAGAGAAUCAAUCAAGAAUGAAAUUAUGGAGGCCUUGAAAGAUGACAAGGUCAGCAUAAUUGGAAUUUGUGGGAUGGGGGGUGUGGGUAAAACCACUCUGGUGAAACAAGUUGGCAAACAAGCCGAGGAAGAGAAGUUGUAUGAUUCAGUAGUUUUUGUAGUUGUGUCUCAAACCCCAAAUAUCAUGGAAAUUCAAAAAGCAAUUGCUUACAAGCUAGAUCUGAAAUCAUUGUCGGAUAUUCCUGAAUCAGCACGAGCAAGUUCCUUGUGGCAGAGAAUUAAGCAGGAGAAACGAAUUCUCAUGAUAUUGGAUGAUGUUUGGGGAGAAAUUGAAUUGGCCGAGAUUGGUAUUCCUUUUGGGAAGGAUCACGGAGGUUGUAAGAUUGUGCUUACCUCUCGAAGUGAAAAUGUGUGCGAUGAAAUGGAUUGUGACAAAACAUAUAUAGUCAAAACUUUAUCAGAACAGGAAUCGUGGGAGCUAUUCAAGGAGCACGUUGGAAUGGAUGUUGAAAAUUCUAUCAGAAGCUCAAUCGCAAAAGAUGUAGUUGCUGAAUGUAAUGGCUUGCCACUUGCAAUUGUGACAAUAGCAAAGACAUUAAAGAACAAAAAUGAGCAUGUGUGGAAAGAUGUAGCACGACAACUAAAAAUGUCUGCUUAUACAGAUAUCCCAGGGAUGCAAAGAAAUGUGAUUUCAUCUUUAGAGUUGAGCAUCAAAUAUCUAGAAAGCGAUGAUGCAAAAUCAUUGUUCUUCUUUUGUAGCGUGUUUUCAGAGGAUUUUGAAAUCCCAAUUGAAGUUUUAGUUACAUAUGGAGUGGCUUUGAGGUGGUUCAAAAAUGUUGAGACAAUGAAGGAUGUUAGGCACAGAGUUCACGCUAUUGUAAGUACGUUGACCUCUUCUUUUCUCUUGAUUUAUGGAAAACAUCGGUACAAUAUGGAAGAGUAUGUAAAAUUGCAUGAUGUUGUACGUGAUGUUGCACAUAUAAUAGCACCUAAGUACAAUCAAAUAUUCUUGGUCAAAGCUGGCACUGGUCUAAAAAAGUGGCCAAACAGAGAUACAUAUGAAGAUCUCACAUGUAUCUCAUUAAUGUCAAAUGAUAUUAAAGAAGUGUCAGAUAUGAUGGAAUGCCCAAAGUUACAAUCUUUACUGUUGCAGGGAAAUUCUAAAAUGGUUUUCCCUAACAAUUUUUUUCAAGGCAUGAAAGAUCUUAGAGUUUUAGACUUGAGUAAAACACAAUUAUUGCCACUGCCAGAGUCACUUUCUUUGCUGGCAAAUCUUAGAACAUUGUAUCUUAAUGGUUGCGAGUUAGGCGACCUAUCUAUUAUCGGGCAACUAAGUAAACUAGAAAUUUUUAGCCUUAAUGAUUCUAAUGUUAGGGAGAUCCCAAUAUCUUUCAAUCAAUUAAUUCAUUUGAGGUUAUUAGAUUUGAACGGUUGUGAAGAGCUUGCACGAAUAGCACAUGGUGUCAUAUCUUCUCUGUGUAAAUUGGAGGAGUUGUAUGUUUUAAGAAGUUUUGAGCAUUGGGAUUCUGAAGGAGAUGAGGGGGGUUUGAGAAACAAUGCAAAGCUUGCUGAGUUACAAUCUUUGUCUAGAUUGACUAGCUUGAAAAUUAUUAUCCCAAACUUGAAUUUCUUAAUUGAUAAUGAUGUGCCGUUCAAAAACUUAUCAAACUUUGCAAUAAUAAUAGGUGGUGUAGGACGUUUUGAAAAGGUCAACUUCAUGAUUGGUUCAAAAGAAUAUUCAAGAAAAUUGUUGAUGUCAAAUGAUGAUAAGGUUAUGAUUUCAGGAUUGAUUAAUUGCCUAAAGAAUUUGGUAAUUGAACAAACGGAAUAUUUAGAAGUAGGCUGGUGUAAAUCAAUGGUAUAUGUAUUUGAUUGUGAAGUGCUUAAGGUGACAUAUGGAAAAACAAAGUUGCUUUCGUCAUUAAAGGAACUACAUUUGAAAUAUCUGCCAAACAUGACACAUAUAUGGAAAGGUGAAACUCAAUACAUAAACCUUUGCAACUUGAAGAGAAUAAAAUUAUGGAUGUGCCCAAAGUUAGUUAAGAUAUUUUCACAAGAUUUGUUGCAGAGUCUCAUUUGUUUGGAAGAAAUGGAGAUAUGUAGUUGUGACAAUUUAGAGGAGAUUUUCAUAAUGAGAGAAGAAGAGGAAAUAAUACCACCAAGGAAAGAUCUCACCACAACCUCCCCAAGUUUGGGAAACUUAACUUCUAUAUAUAUUUUUAGUUGCAAUAAAUUAAAAAGCCUCUUCACCCCCUCCAUAGUCAAAAGCCUUGUGAAGCUCUGGAAACUUAAAAUAUAUGAUUGCUCAGCAUUGGAAGAAAUAGUCACAAAUGAGGAAGUAUCAUCAUCAUUAGCAAAGAAGAUUGUCUUUCCUAGUUUGUCCGAAUUGAAGCUUGUACAGCUAAGUAACAUUGGUUGUUUUAGCUCAAGCUCAUAUUCUAUUGAAUUUCCUGUUUUGGAGGAACUUAUGAUAAUAAAAUGUCCAAAUAUGAAGAUUUUUGGUUAUGGAAAACAACUGACACCAAAGUUCAACAAAGUUAUGAUGAGUUCUACCAGAGCACGAUGGUUGGGUAACCUAAACUCCACAGUUGAGCAAUUAUUCAUAGAAGAACAAGAGAAAAUCGCAAGGGAACAACUAAAUGAAGAAGAAGAAGAAGAAGAAGAAGAAAAAGAAGAAGAAGAAGAAAAAGUGAACACCUAACUGAGACAAUGACAAGAUUGAUGGAAAGCUAGUAGCGAGACAUGUUUCAUAAGCUCGUUUAAUCAAGGCGAAGGAAGAUCUUCCUGUUAAAAUCAACGGCCUUAGGCUUCCCGUCGAUACCAUCUGCCGCAACCCUAAAGGCUUUGAGUUCGACAAAGAAGUGUGCUCAUGGCAGUGAAAAUGCAGGGGAGUACAGGGCAUGGAAUUGUAGCAGAAAAGGAAAAGCAGACAAGCUGAAGAGGUUUUAGGUGGGCAAUUUCAGUGUGGCAAGGUUGCAUGCUGAUGGAAACUUUGCAGAUGAGACACUUGUCAUAUGCUCGUUUAAUUAAGAGUAUAAAGAAAACAUUCAUUUGGUCGAAAUUUGUAAUGCAAAAUUUAGGGGAAAACAAGCCUGAAAACAGAAGAGGAUUUAUCCACAGUCUCUAUUUCUACUACUGGGUCAAGAAUCUGUCUGCUGGAGAGAAUAUUUAGGUAAGAUGCAUAUAUAUCAAGGCUGCCUGUUUCUAUCAUAUGGGCCCUGGUAUCAACAAUUGGAUGACAUGAUUCAGAAAGCGCUGGAGAAAUUCCCUAAGCCUGAUGAGGUAAUGAAAUUCUUUAGUGCCCAUGAAGCACCAGUCAGCUAUGUGGAGAAUGCUAGUGAUCCAUAAGACCAGAUGGAGGAGUGCAGAACUUGAAAAGCUGGGGAUUUGGCAAAAAUCAUACUUUGACAUGCUAGGUUGGGCGCUUACACCAAUGGUUGAAGCUCGACAAUGUUGAAGUUCUCAUUGAGCUCGACUAGAAAGGUGUUAAGAGUCUUCUUGUAUUUCCAGUCAGGCCAAGGAAGAUCUUCCUGUUAAAAUCGACGGCCUUCGGCUUCCCGUCGAUACCAUCUGCCGCAACCCUAACGACUUUGAGUUCGACAAAGAAGCGUGCUCAUGGCAGUGGGCUUGAGAUAUGUUCUAAGUAUGGUAGCAUACAUGUGUUCAAAUUUUGAAACAGCUCCCAUUAGAUGUUUCUCUUUUGUUUGAAUAACAAUAGAGAAGAAGAAGGAGCAGAAAAAGCAGUGAAAAUCACCUGAAGAUACAUCAACUGAGACUUCCUUCUGCAAUGCAUACUGGUGUGAAUCAGGUGGGCAAUUUCAGUGUGGCAAGGUUCAAGCUGAUGGAAACUUAGGAGAUGAGACAUUUGUCAUAUGCUCGUUUAAUUAAGGGGAAAACAAGCUUGAAAACAGGCAUGUUAACAAAUUGCCAUCAAUGUAUUCUCAUUAUUACAUGUAAGCUCAAAUGAGUUAAUGAUCAAAUAUGGAGGAAAUAAUCAUGAACAAGAAAGGAGAAAAGGCGGAUGUUUGCAUCAACAGAGAAGAUGGUGUUCCUAGCUUAAAUAAGAUGAAACUCACUUUGUUUCAGAAAAGGAUUUAUCCACAGUUCUCUAUUUCUACAACUGGGUCAAGAAUCUGUCUGCUGGAGAGAAUAUGUAGGAUGCAUAUAUGUCAAGGCAGCCUGUUUCUAUCAUAUGGGCCCCAGUAUCAACAAUUGGAUGACGUGAUUCAGAAAGCGUUGGAGAAAUUACCUAAGCCUGAUGAGUGCCCAUGGAGUACCAGUCAGUUAUGUUGAGAUUGCUAGUGAUCCAUAAAAAGACCAGACAGAGGAGUGUAGGACUUGAAAAGUUGUGGAUUUCGGCAACAAUCAUUCUCUAACAUGCCAGGUUUGACAGUAAAACCCAGUUUCAUAAGUUUUAAAUUCAUCUUUCUUGUCUGCCCGUAAUUACCAGUACUGUCACAACUGUUGUUUAUUGACUUUCUUGAUCUCUAAUAAUUUUUUCCACCAUUAGGUUGGGCACUAUAAUGUUUUGUUGGUUAAUUCCUUGGAAUAUUCAUUUCUUUUCCCUUCUUUUGUUUUGUUUGUCGAGUAAGGCCUGUACAAUGAUUGAAGCCCGACAAUGAUGAAGUUCUCAUUGAGCUCUGCCAGAAAGGUGUUAAAAGUCUUCUUGUAGUUCUGCCAAAAUGGCUAUCCACAAGGUUAAAUUGAUUAUAGUAUUUACAAUUGCAGCUUUAUGAGUAAGCACGUAGUCUUGAAAAGAUUGACAUGGAGCACAGAGAAUUGCCUCUUAAAUGCACUUCAAAACUGGGGAAGUGUACCAGUUUUAUAUACACUUAAGAUUUAUGGAUGUCCGAUAAUGAAGACCUUUGAUUGUGGAUGUCCUCCUAUCUUAAUCAAUGUUGUGAUACAUCCAUUGAUUAAGAUAGGAGGACAAUGAAUGCAUAACCUUGACCUUGUAGUAUAAAGAUUUGUUCAGGAGAAUUAGGAAAGUUCAACUAAAUGGCCAAGGAAGAUCUUCCUGUUAAAAUCAACGGCGUUAGGCUUCCUCUUGAUACCUUAACACUUUGAGUUCGACAAAGAAGUGUGCUCAUGGCAAUGAAAAUGCAGGCGAAUACAGAGCAUGGAAUUGUAGCAGAAAAAGAAAAGCAGACAAGGUGAGCAAUUUCAGUGUGGCAAGGUAGCGCCGAUGGACGCUUGGCAAAGGAGACGCAUGUGAUAUGCUCAUAAUUUUGUAUGAAGAAAGCAUGCAUGUGGUUGAAAAUUUGUAAUGGAAAACUGUGGUGAAAACAAGUUUGGGAACAGUUAUGCAACAGAUUUCCAUGAAUGUUUUCCCAUUAUUUCAUUAUACGUAAGCUCAAAUGACUUAAUGCUUGAAUAUAGAAGAAAUAAUCAAGAAUGAGAAAGGAGAAAUGGCUGCUGCUUGCAUCAACAAUUGGGCCAGGCAUCUGUGUUCUGAAGAGAAUUUUUAGGGAAUAUGCAUAGAUAUCAAGGCUGUUUCUAUCAUACAGUCUUUGUAUCAACUGGAGGUUACAUCAAGUCUAUGGCUGACAUGGUUCAGAAAGAGUUGGAGAAUUCUCUAAGCCUGAGGAGGUGCAUUUAAUUUAUGGAUAUACUCUUCUUGUAGAUGAUUCUUUUGGAGCACAAAAUCAAUAAUGUAAUUCUUUACUGCCUAUGGAGUGUCAUAUAGUUAUGACGAGAAUGCUGGUGAUCCAUACAAAGACCAGAUGGAGAAGUGCAUAACUUGAAAGGCUGAGGAUUUGGCAACAAUCAUACUUUGACAUGCCAGGUUGGGCACUGUAAUGUUUGGUUGGUUAAUUCCUACACUGAUGAAGUUCUUGUUGAGCUUGGCCAAAAGGUUUCUAUGAGUCUUCUUGCAUUUCCAGUCAGCUUUGUGAGUGUACACAUAGAAACAUUUAAAAGAGAUUUGCAAAGGAGUACAGGGAGUUAGCUCUUGAAUCCAGCAUUCAAAAGUGGGGAAAUGUACCCACCUUCAACAAGCAGAAGAAAUAAUCAUGAAUGAGAAAGGAGAAAAGGCUGCUGCUUGCAUCAACAGAGAAGAUGGUGUUCCUAGCUUAAACGAUAUGAAACUUACUUUGUUUCAGCAGAGGAUUUUAUCCACGGUUCUCUAUCUCUACAACUGGGUCAAGCCUCUAUGUGUUCUGAAGAGAAUAUUUAGGGAAGAUGCAUACCUAUCAAGGAUGUCUGUUUCUAUCAUAUGGUCCUGUUGUCAACGAGAAGCAUACAUCAAGCCUAUGGCUGACUUUAUUCAGAAAGAGCUGGAGAAAUUCUCAAAGCCUUAGCUGGUCAAGAUAUUCUUUAGUUCCUAUGGAACCUUAAAGGCCAGGAAUUUGGCAACGAUCAUACUCUGACGUACCAGAGUCGGGUAGGGCCAGUACAAUGGUUGAAGUCUACACUGGUGAAGUUCUCAUUGAGCUUGGCCAACAAAAGUGUUUAGUCUUCUAACAUUUUCAUUCAGCUUUGUGAGAUUGACAUGGAGUACAGGGAGUUGGCUCUUGAAUCCGACAUUCAAAACUGGGGAUGUGUACCCGCCCUCAACUGCAUAUCUUUCUUCAUCACGAAUCUCCAAUGAAGACGUCCAUGACUUUGUGAGAUAUGCUAUCAAAAUGAGGAGGUGACAGAAGGAAACAGAAUCAGAGUGAUUCUGCCCCAACUAACAUUUUUUGAUAAAUUGGAGACUCAUGUUCCCAUUUAUGCAACAGAGUGAAACACAUGCAGUUGCAGAUGAAUUGGAAGCAGCUAGAAAUGGAAGUAAAUGACUGCAUCCCAUUCGCAUAUGCAAACUGAGAGCCAUACUCUUCAUAAGCAGAGUGAAGGUCAUGAUGAAAUUUAGCAGAGAUCGUAGGAAAGGAAGUUAACUGUAAGUGAUGCUGUGUCCCACCAAUUGGACUACUAUGUUGUCAGUUAAUGAUAAAUCAUCGCAGUUUUCACAAA
Mangifera indica (mango) is the source of this 7710-nucleotide messenger RNA. RefSeq names its product disease resistance protein UNI-like. Gene Ontology annotation, molecular function: protein binding; ADP binding. Lineage: Eukaryota; Viridiplantae; Streptophyta; Magnoliopsida; Sapindales; Anacardiaceae. The coding region runs from base 101 to 3460 and encodes 1119 amino acids. The record is from RefSeq and is a predicted model, not a curated record. The transcript is spliced from 30 exons.